AUGGCCAUAUUUACCAUCCCACGACUAAAGCCGCACGCAGGUGACCUUUCUGGGGUACCAUUCUCUUUUGUUUCAAUCUCGGACACCUCCUCGGAUUCAGGCACCCUGAAGCAUUACAGUAAAAUGAGGAGCCCCUCUGUGAAAUAUGGAAAUUCUGCGUUCAUGCGAGUGAAUGCUGCCUUCAAAAGACUGCUAGCGUUGUUUCUGUUUGUUCUGGCGCUUCCUAUAAGGGCACUUCGACUGACCGUCAUAGGCGUGUCGAAGAAGUUCAAAGCCAACAAAAAGCUCAGGAUAGUAUCGAUACCGAUAGCUGCAUUUGUCUUUGUUGUUGUGCCCACCUUUCUCUACACUCGCCGAAGUUUGGUGUUUUUCAAGUGGGCAUAUCUGGAGCUGGAGGAAGGGUAUACUACUGAAGAUAUCGGCGGCAUACGGCGCUUGCCUCGAGAGACCAGAGAAAUGCUGGCGCGGUCUGAACUGCCAUCAGUCUUGACCGUGGAGAAGGCCUCUCAAUCCUCUCCCAUGUUGGAUAUUAAUAAUUUGCUGUUCCAUGGUGCUAAUUUCGACCCACGAUUGGCGCCUGCUCUGUGGCUCUAUACCGUCAGAGAGAAGGUGGAACAUGAUGGCGGCAAACUCGAUCCUGGGUUGCAACUACCUUUUAGUUGGUCUAGCUGGUUAGAUUUGGACUCCAAGUUAUCACCAAACAGUGACUGGGUGACUUAUUUCCAAAAAUGGGUUGGCAACAGGGACUGUUUUGACUGUGCUUCCUUCAAGACACUUUACAAUAUAGACUCUGAUAUGACACAAUGUGAGGACAUUGAAGUCUCAAGACCACCAUAUCCACACUUCAAAAUAACUGGACCUUGGGAUAUGUCCUUCUCGGAGGAAGCCCGAAUCAUAUACGGCGCUUCCUAUAUGUUUCAUUCUGCCCCAGCACCUCAUAGGGUGAUGUUUCUUGGUGUGGGUCCUCACAAUGGAGCUUUAAUAAUACCAACAAAGGAUAUAUCAUCGACAAGCAAGGAUGGAGCUGAGCUUGUGGAAAUGGCCACAAAAUAUAGCGAGACCCAGGCCAUUGUGGAGGACAAUUCUCCGCAGAAGAUACUUUCUGGAGGUAUCUCUGUUUCUGAACAAGUGAGUCUUAUGAUAAAAAGGUUCUCCGAAACCCCAUCCACUCAGCUGCCAAAAUCUAUUGAUGAUUGGAAAGUCUCCAAAGAUAUUGCAAGACUGGUUAAUAUGGACUAUCAAUCUCCAAAGACACUUACUCUCACCAGAGACGAUUUCUUAUGGGAUACUGCAGGAGCAAUGGAUAAACUGCAGGCCGCAGUUGACAAAAGGAAAACUAAAUAUGAAGGAAGCAAGUUCGAUCUCCGCACAGACUUGGACCACAGAUUACUACAAACCAUGAAGGAAAGUUUGGAUGUAAGGGAUAAUAUCCCUAAGUACUUCCAUGAAAGUCUCAUUGUGAAUAGAUAUGCUGGGUGGCAUUAUGACUGGAGAUUCACCAACGGUUUAGAUGUGCCUCAUUAUGAGCAUACAGCUGUUUUGCACCGUUUGGUAAGGGCCUGGCUGAGAUUUGCUAAAGUUGCUGGGCUUAAAACUUGGAUUGCCCAUGGAACCAUGCUUGGCUGGUACUGGAACGGAAUGACCAUGCCUUGGGACCCAGAUGUGGAUGUUCAAAUGACCAUGGCCUCCUUGUAUCAGCUUGCUAGGAACUAUAACCAAACUCUUGUUGUGGAUACCACUCUGGACCAAAAGCUGGAGGACCAGACGGGAUUCUCUGUGACUGGAAUAGCCGGUGUUGGCAGCUAUCUCAUUGAUAUUGGGCCGUCUUUCUUUUCUAGGGAGAAGACCAAUGGCAACAACGCCAUAGAUGCCAGGUUCAUCGAUACCAAAACAGGAAUGUAUGUUGACAUCACUGCUCUUGCAUUUACUGACUUUAUGAAAAUGCCAAUGGAUGAGAAAACCUCAAAAGAGUUCACACGGUUGCUCGAUCCUGAAGUGGAUAGGAAGCGCAAAAUGAAGACUGUGGAUGAAGGACAAUUGGAGACGGAACUAGCUGCCACCAAACAGACACUUUAUACACAACAGCUUGCUUACAAUUGCAGAAACAAUCACUUCUACUCUUUGGAUGAGUUGAGUCCUUUGCUUCCUACUGUUUUCGAAGGAGUGAGAACGUAUGUUCCCAAAGGAUUCUCCCAGGUUCUUAAUAGGGAAUAUCCAGGGAGUCUGACCGUGAGCAAGCACUGGGGUCAUUUGUUCCGACCUUUUUUGAGGCUGUGGGUAAAAGAAACCGUUUGUCCCGACGACAGAAAAGGAGCAGAUUGCGAUGAUGCUGUAACGAUUAACGAAUACAAACAGACAAGUCUGUUCACUGCAAUACACCAAGAGGAAAUGCAGAAACUGAUGGUUGGCGGAUAUGUUCCAUACGAUGUUUCUGAUGAACUACCACCCAUGAGAAUUGACCCGUGGUUCGUGAGGUACGCCAAAAAAAUGCUACUGUUGAACUGA
Molecule: messenger RNA, 2505 nt
Organism: Kuraishia capsulata CBS 1993
Lineage: Eukaryota; Fungi; Ascomycota; Pichiomycetes; Pichiales; Pichiaceae
Exons: 1
Coding region: 1-2505 (834 amino acids)
Source: RefSeq, a predicted model, not a curated record